Molecule: messenger RNA, 757 nt
Organism: Ananas comosus (pineapple)
Lineage: Eukaryota; Viridiplantae; Streptophyta; Magnoliopsida; Poales; Bromeliaceae
Product: dirigent protein 1-like
Exons: 1
Coding region: 14-562 (182 amino acids)
Source: RefSeq, a predicted model, not a curated record
UCUGGACCUUAAAAUGGCUUGCUCUGGUGCCAACUCCUGCACCAUCCUUCUCUGCUUCUUCGCUUUUUAUGUUCUUACGAGCGUUGGGACCGGCGCGACGCACCUGCACUUCUACAUGCACGACACGCUCAGCGGGCGUUCCCCGUCCGCCUUCCGCCUGGUCAAGGGCAAAGGGGCCAUACCCGGCUUCUGGGCUUACUUCGGUGACGUCGUCGUGGCCGACGACCCCCUGACGGAGGGCCCUGACCCGAAGUCGAGGGGCGUCGGACGAAUCCAAGGGUUCUACAUCACGGUGUCCCACAACAGGCCCGUGCUUCUCGUGUCGCUCGAGGCAGUCCUCUCCGAGGACGGGCCGUACAACGGCAGCACGAUAUCGAUAUCCGGGCGGAACGACAUAACGGAGCGAGUGCGGGAGCUGUCGGUGGUCGGCGGGAGCGGCGCGUUCCGCAUGGCGCGUGGGUACGUGCUGUGGCGGACGCACUUCGUCAACUUGACGUCCAGGAACGCGAUUCUGGAGCUCGACGUCUACGCGACGACGGCGACGACCGAUCAAAAGUACUAAAUUGUUUGACUUUUGAUCCAAUGGCGAGCCUUCUCUUCAUGAGUGAAUGAAUGGGUCAAAGGUUUGGACCUCGUUUGACUUAUUGUGUGUUGACUUGUGUGUAAUGCCCUUAUAAUGCUUAAUAAAAUUAAGUGGUGCAAUAAAAUGGGUUCUGUAUAAUUAAUAAAAUACAUUAUUCGCGGGCUUUUCCUAUUA